Racocetra persica is the source of this 358-nucleotide messenger RNA. The record is from the annotation of a GenBank genome assembly. Lineage: Eukaryota; Fungi; Glomeromycota; Glomeromycetes; Diversisporales; Gigasporaceae.
AAAACUACCAAACAAUACUAGAUAUAAAAUACCAGCAAGAAGAAGUUGACUCAGAAAAUGAAGAACAAUUUGAAAAACUAAAGCUACCAGACUUCACCUUGAAUGAAGCCACGGAUUUUGUAAACAAAUCCUUUGAAAAUAUACAACCCGCAGAAGCAUACCAAGCAAAGAAAACUGCCCGAAAUAUUGAAAAACAAAUAUACCAACUAAAAGAAACUCAAAAGAAACUCAAUAUUAAAUUAAAGAAAUAUUACCACCGAAGAUUCACCAUAAUCUUCAGACCAGUGCAACGGCCACAAAUAUUACAACAUUUGGGAAAUGCACCAACGUUAUCACGGUUACAAAAAUCAGAAAUAGC